UGUAAAAUGAAGAACUCGCACACACACACUGACACAAAUUUGACGAAUAUUUAAAUUAAUUCAAUUUUGUUGCUUUUCUCAGAAAAAGAUUCCACAACAUUUGUAGCACAAUCAGCCACAGGAAAAAAAAUUGGAAAUGUAAAAUAAAAUAUAUUCAUCGUGUAGCUCGUUUGUUUCAUGAUCUUUUGAAUUCUUGAUCCUUGAUGGCUCUACUAACCGGGAAAUAUCUCAACCGGAAAAUACCGAUAAUUUCAAUUAUCCGGUUCGAAACAAUUUGGGCCGUUAAUAAUGGGCCACGAAUUCACAGCACCAAUCGCGUGUUCGGAACGUGCCAACAAUAACACACGCGCCAGUGGCAGUUUUGUAUUUUCCUCAGUUCACUCACUUCAACGGAAACCCAAAAUCAGAAAUCCCCAAAUCGGAGAGAAGAAGGUAACAACACUUUGAUCGUAUGGCGGAUAGAUUCUUCGUUUGUAUAUUUCGUAAUGCGAUGUGCGAAGACCUUGAUUCUCACUCCAAUUUCUCGUUUCUUGAAGCGAUCGGCGAGUGAUGGCGGUGGACGGUGACGGAACUGGUGGAGAUGGAGAUACUCAACCACCGGUGAAGUUUUCGGCGGAGGAGGAGACGGAGAUGCCUAGGAUGUGGCUGAGUCAGUUUCCUAACAGCGAGCACGUUUCUGAUAACUACGAAGAUCUGGAUUUGGAAUAUAGCUCAAUCGUAUUAAGAUCGUUAGAGAAGUACUUGCCGAUGGAAAUGCUCAAGGCGGAGAGAAUACUGAAAUACUUUUUCAUGUCAGAUAUUUUGGAGAAGUACAUUACCUACGGAGAUCUUACUAUGGCUAAAAAUCGCAAGGAAUAUAGGCAGAACAUAAAAUCCAAUUAUCAUCCACGUUUCAGGGAGUUGUAUGAUUUUGAUCCCAAGAUGUAUUUGCUUUACUCUUUCCGGAAUGCGAUCAGUGAAAACACAGAGGAAAGCUUCAGACGCAUCAUAUCUGAACCGUUUCCAGGUGUUUUCGUCUUUCAAAUGUUUCAGCCUGACUUCAUUCAGAGAUUGCUAAAAGAGGUAGAUAAUUUCAGAAUAUGGGCAUUUAUGAAAAAUUUAAAGAUUAGGAAACCAACCUACAAGACUAUACACGGUGUUGUGCUUGACGACUUUGGCCUGAGUAUCAUGCUUAACAAACUCAUGCAGGAUUUUAUCUUUCCUCUUUGCAAAGUAUUCUUCCCUGACGUGUGUGGAGAAAUGUUUGACUCUCACCACGGAUUUGUUGUUGAAUAUGGUGAAAAUAGGAAUGUUGCUGAGUUAGGCUAUCAGAUAGAUGAUUCAGAGAUAACAUUGAAUGUUUGUUUGGGUAAACAAUUUGAGGGAGGGGAAUUAUGUUUCAGAGGCACACGAUGCAAGAAACAUGCGAGAGAAGAUGCACAUCCAGAGGAAAUCUUUGAUUACCGUCAAAUACCUGGUCAAGCUAUACUUUACCGUGGCUGCCACCGCAAUGGUGCCAGAGCCACAACAUCUGGUUCUCGGGUCAAUAUGUUUCUUUGGUGCAAAAGCUCAUUUUUUGGAGAGAUGGAAACGUAUCAGAAGGACUUCUCAGAUAUGUGCGGUCAAUGUGCCCAUGAAACAAAAGAAAAGGAAAGCCGGAUUCUUGCUUCCAAAACAAAGGAGAUGAUUAGAAUAGAGAGUGGGGCCAAAAGAUCGACUGAUAAGCCGUGGCGUGUCUACGUUAGGCGUUCAAAGAAAUGAAGUAGCAGAGUGUGAAGAUAAAAGAAGUGAAGCUAGAUAAAGAAGAGUGGAAGGUGCGUAAAAGAGUAGAACAGAGAAAGCUGAGUUGGCGAUACUGUAUAGAGUUGAGUCGAGUCAGUUAGAGAACUCACAGAGUCACAGGUAGAUAAGUGUAAAUAGUCUGUCUCUCGUCAAACCAGUGCAGUUUUGGACGGAAAAGCAUACAAUUGGUAAUUGGUAUCGAGUUGAGUAUAGAACUCAGGCUACACAGCGUCCAUACAAUUGGUAAUCAAUCUGUUAAGCCAUGAAGUGUAUUUGGUUUGCCGUUUGACUCCUUACUUAGAAAACUGAGUAUAUGUAGAUUCAUUUAGAGGUAAAAUAGGUUUUUGUAUCUUGAAUCUUCUUGACUUUGAGAAUACUAUGUACAUGUAAUAUAGAUCCGAUUACUUUUUUCUUUC
Molecule: messenger RNA, 2177 nt
Organism: Camelina sativa (false flax)
Lineage: Eukaryota; Viridiplantae; Streptophyta; Magnoliopsida; Brassicales; Brassicaceae
Source: RefSeq, a predicted model, not a curated record